Molecule: messenger RNA, 1449 nt
Organism: Lipotes vexillifer (Yangtze River dolphin)
Lineage: Eukaryota; Metazoa; Chordata; Mammalia; Artiodactyla; Lipotidae
Product: unconventional myosin-XV-like
Exons: 15
Coding region: 1-1449 (482 amino acids)
Cellular component (GO): cytoskeleton
Source: RefSeq, a predicted model, not a curated record
AUGCAGGAAUUUGCCCUGUGCCACUUCCGGAAGCCCCAGACCCUGCUGGGCCAGACAGGUGAAGAUGCCGAGAGGAAGGCCAUGGCCAGCCUGGUGCAGUACAGCAAGGCUCCCAUCCAGGCCUCCCUCAUCAGCGUCAGUGACGAGGACGUGAACAGGCGGGCUGUGGGAAGCUUCCAGGCUCUGAUGCAGUUUAUGGGGGACCAGUCCAAGCCCCGGGGCAAGAGCGACCUGGAUCUCCUCUACGGGCUGCUGAAGCUGUGCCAGGAGGAGAACCUCAGGGAUGAGAUUUACUGCCAGGCCAUCAAGCAGGUCACAGGACACCCCCGGCCGAGACUCUGCGCUCGGGGGUGGACUUUCCUCAGCCUCCUCACAGGCUACUUUCCCCCGUCAACCUCGCUGAUGCCCUACGUGACCAAGUUUCUGCAGCAUUCGGCCCUGAGCCAAGAGCUGGCCCGGCGCUGCCAGGGGCACCUCCAGCGCACAGUCAAGUACGGGGGGCGCCGGCAGCUGCCCUCCCCAGGCGAAAUGCAGGCUUUCCUGAAAGGACAAGUAGUCCACCUGCUCCUAAUUCACCUGCCCGGGGGUGUGGAGUACAAGACCAACACCCACACUUUCACGGUGGCAGCAGAAGUGCUGGAGGAGAUGUGUGGGCAGAUGGGCAUCACGGAUCCCCAUGAAGUGCAGGAAUUUACCCUCUUCCUCAUCAAAGGGGAAGGCCAGCUGGUGCGGCCCCUGUGGCCCCGGGAGUACCUCAACAGCGAGGUGGUGGGUCUGGACGUGAGCCUGCACAGCCGGCGGCUCGGCUGGGAGACCCCGCUGCACUUCGAUAAUCCCACCUACGUCAGCACCCACUACGGCCAGGUGCUGCGGGACUACCUGCAGGGGAGGCUGCUGGUCAGCGCCCAGGAAGAUGCCCGACUCGCCAGGCUGGCUGCCUUGCAGCACCUCAGCAGGAACCACGAGGAGCCCCCCUCAGAGCAAGACCUACUGGCUUACUUGCCGAAGCGGCUGCAAUGUCAGAUGAACGUGGCCGCUGUGAAGAGCCUGAUGGGCCAGGAGCUGAGGCAGUUGCAAGGAUGCAGCUCUCAGGAAGCGCAGAUCAGCUUCAUAGAGGCCGUGAGUGAGCUGCCCCUCUUUGGCUACACUGUCUACAUGGUGCUGAGAGUGAGCAAGCCGGCCCUGCCCAGCCCUGGCCUGCUGGGGUCGAACCGCCAGCACCUCAUCCUCAUGGACCCCAGCUCUCAGGAACUGUGCUGCUCCAUCGCCCUGAGGGACCUGCAGCGGCUCCGCGUGCUGAGCCCACUGGGGCCUGAGAGCUCCCCUGGCCUGGAACUCAACUAUGGCUCGGCUGACAACCCCCAGACCAUCUGGUUUGAGCUGCCGCAGGCCGAGGAGCUGAAGCACACCAUCACCUUCCUGCUGGACCGCAACUCUCCUUCCACUUAG